GGGGUAUUGGAAUUGGAUUGGGCAUUCAAUCCAGCGGGAUCCAGCGUGCUUCAGCUUAGCACGGCAGCUGUUCCUCACGGUCCCGUUCUAGUCUGCUGAUUGUUAGUGGCGCGCGGGCCCCUCCUCCAACCGCAUUACCCUUCCCAUGAUACUCGCAGGUGGAUUUUAUUCAGGUGGGAGGUCUAUGCUCGACUGUUCCAUCGCGCCAGAAAGUUGCGGAGGGUGACAGUGGGUGCCUUGGGACCAUGUCCGCAAGUUGAUGUGAUCAGCAGUGUCGACGUUAACCCGUAACUUCAUUGCUUUCCUGUCACUGAGCAGGCUACGGGUGUACGGUCUCUCUUUCGCACCUGGACUGCGUUGUGUCCCAAUUUCCAUGUGAAAAGAAACGACUGACAUCACUUCAGAUAAUCGCACCACCAAGAGGACCAUCAAUUUGUAAAAAAGUUUCACCAUUUCUGAAGGCUCGCUGUCAAUGUGACCUGGUUUAUUCACAGAAGUACAAGGGUCGCAUUUUCGAUGAGAACCCCGGAGACUGGAAGGGGGUGGCAAAGGGUAACAAUAUGGAUGGUGGUACUGGCGGCCUUGGGAUUGUCUUUGCUUAUCACCUCUGAAGCGAAAUCAUAUGAGCCUACCGAAGCCAGUCCGAAGACACAUGUGUACAUGGUUGUCUUCGAUCAGAUGCCAGUAGUGACCUACAAUGGAAAAAUCCUCGGACUGCGCGGCACUGCCAAGUACUUCUCGGAAAGAUGGAGGAAAACUCACAAAAGAGCGCAUGUUUCCGACCUUGUCAAGAAGUACAAUGCCUAUCUGAUCAAGGAACAGGAUAAAAUCCUAAAUGAGUUUUUUGGCUUCGAAGGAUGUGAGAAGGUGUACCGCUACACGCAUCUUGUCAAUGGAGUGGCGCUUUCUCUCACCGACGACGAGGCGGAACGGCUGGCUGAGCACCCGAGAGUUGAACGUGUGCAGAAGAGUUACAGGGUGUAUCCGUCCACCGUGCAUACGCCGGAUUACCUGAACCUGCAUAAAGGAGUGUGGUCGCAAUUUGGCGGUCCUGUAGGCGCAGGGGAGAACAUGAUCAUUGGAAUAGUUGAUACAGGAAUUGAUCCUACACAUCCAAGUUUCACCACGCGGGGGCAGAAGCUCUACGGUCCCCUUCGCAAGUACAGAGGCAGAUGCGAUGUGGCGAAGGAAUUUCCUCGCGGCUCUUGCAAUGGAAAGAUCAUCGGAGCUCGCUUCUUCAAUGCAGCUAUAAAGAAGGGUGGGUUCAAUGCUAGCAUCCAUUUCGCGUCGCCGCUGGAUGGCGAAGGCCAUGGGACUCACACUGCAUCCAUCGCGGCAGGAAACUAUGGGGUGCCGGUUAUUAUGAAUGGCGCUAACUUUGGAAAAGCAAGUGGCGUUGCACCGAGGUCGCGUAUCGCUGUCUACAAAGCGCUCUACCGCCACAUUGGAGGAUUUAUCCCCGACGUUAUCGCCGCUUGUGAUCAGGCGGUCGCUGACGGAGUCGACAUUCUGAGUCUCUCGCUUGGACCGAACAGCCCACCGUCAGGCUCCUCGACCACUUUUUUGAAUGUCCUGGACAUAGCACUCCUGAAUGCAGUCAAGGCCAAUGUGCUUGUCGUCCAAGCAGCUGGAAACGAGGGUCCGUAUCCCAAGACUGUGACGUCGUUCAGCCCCUGGGUUCUGUCAGUAGCAGCAGGAGUGGACGAUCGAACCUUCCGCAACACCAUGGUUCUUGGCAAUCGGCAAAUCAUCAAAGGAACUGGGAUAGCUCCUCCAACGAGAGGCGGAGGUCUCUAUCGCUUAAUUUUGGCGCAAGACGCAGUGCAAGGACGUGGAGAUCCACUUCUAUCUCCAAGCGAGUGCCAGUCACCAAAGCUCUACAACAAUCUCCUCGUCCGGGGAAAGAUCCUCAUCUGCACGUAUACUUUCGACUUUGUUUACGGCGGGUCUACAAUGCAGCAGCUGGUGAAGACGGCUAAAUCAUUGGGAGCGGCUGGUGUGACCGUGGUGGUGGACUCGGAUAGCUCGGGUCAAAAAUUUGAGCCUGUUCCUCUUGCCAUACCUGUCAUCGUCCUCCCUACCUCUGCCGAUUCAAAUAUUCUACUGUCAUACUACAAUAGGUUCACGAAGAAGGAUCGGAAGGGUAAAAUCCUUACGUUCGGAGCUACUGCUAGGAUUGGCAACGGGCAGACCAUCACCUACACAAGAUCAGCUCAACGAGUGGCGCUCUUUUCUUCGAGAGGGCCAAAUGUCAAGGACUUCAACUUCAACGAAGCAGAUAUUUUGAAACCAAAUAUAAUGGCGCCUGGAUACAUGAUCUGGGGUGCCUGGACUCCCAUAGGGACAUCCCAAGCAGCCUUCGCAGGACAAAGGUUUGCUAUGAUAUCAGGGACAAGCAUGGCAACGCCUCACGUUGCAGGUUUGGCAGCACUGUUGAAGUGGAAAUAUCCGACCUGGAGUCCUUCAGCUCUUGUUUCUGCGAUGACUACCACGGCAGACGUUGCAGAUCGUUUCGGACGUCCGCUUCAAGCUCAAAGUCCCUCCCCCGAUGGUAGCCCCCUGUUGCAGACAGCCACCCCGUUUGACAUGGGAGGUGGUGCACUCAAUAUCCACGCCGCCAUGAACCCCGGACUCAUCUUCGAAACAGGUUAUCUCGAUUACGUGAGAUUCUUGUGCUCUUUAUCCACCCCGCGAGAAGUCCUUGGCGCAACCAAGAUGUCGUGCCCACGACUUGCUGGCAAGCCCACAGAUCUUAAUAUCCCCUCCAUCACAUUUGCCAAUUUGGUUAAAACCGUGUAUGUUGCAAGAACGGUUACGAACGUCGCUGCUGUUGCGGAGAAAUACACCAUUUCCAUCACCAAUGCUCCAGACUUUGUGGUCACCGCAAACCCUGCCGUGUUCACCAUCGGAGUGGGCCGCCGGAACAAGCAGACUAUCGUGUUCACAGUGCGCGCUACACGAGCUUCUCAGGCGUCUAGCUUCGCAAGAAUUACGUUCAAGGGUUCCUUGAGCCACGUCAUCCGUGUUCCGGUGUCCGUUGUGAACAAGAGACUGAGAUAGGGCACGUAAUUUUUCCCAAUACCAUUUUGAUGUGAAACAAAAUAAACUGUCAAGAUGUGUGCAAUUUCUUCCGUAACAGAAACUUUUCAUCGUAGUUAGGGUUUAGGUCUAGUAGACGUGACCAAAAGAAUCACGCUUCAAAUUCAGGAUUAGGAUAUGAAGCUUGCUGGUCAGAAUUUAUGAGCUUCUUCAGCUCAAGUAGCCUUCUAUUGCACUCUCUCGCCGGUUUUCUCCAUGUCCCGCAUUCUGUUUUUUGUCGGGCUUUAUUUUAGGAUAUUAUGUAGCGAUAGAGCAGUGAGAACUUAUUUCAUUUCUGUCGAGUGUGCACAUCUCCGCCAUCUAUUCAGAAAAGAAUUUGUGCUCGCCUUUUGGAGUCAGCCGGUUCAACACA
Physcomitrium patens is the source of this 3451-nucleotide messenger RNA. Its product is annotated as subtilisin-like protease SBT2.5. Lineage: Eukaryota; Viridiplantae; Streptophyta; Bryopsida; Funariales; Funariaceae. The record is from RefSeq and is a predicted model, not a curated record. Gene Ontology annotation, biological process: proteolysis. Gene Ontology annotation, molecular function: serine-type endopeptidase activity.